This is a messenger RNA of Caenorhabditis angaria, 538 nucleotides long. The record is from the annotation of a GenBank genome assembly. Lineage: Eukaryota; Metazoa; Nematoda; Chromadorea; Rhabditida; Rhabditidae.
AUGGAGGCAAGAAGAAACGAAAUUAUGAAUACGAAUUGUGAACUAUAUUCAGUAAGCUUUUGAAAAUUUAGGUGUUUUCGUAAAAAUGCUUUUUCAGACUAUUCAAUCGUUUCUACAAACUCAACAACAAACUCAAAAGUCUCUUGAAAAACUUGUCAAAAAUCAAAAAAGUAUGUUGAAUGAGGAAGUUUUUUUUUUGAAAAAAUGAUUUGUAUUUCAAUUUACAGAUAUCUCAUCACAUCUAAAUAAAUUAUCGCUUGCUAAGAAAACUUGCGAAGGUAUUUUUACAGUAAAAAAAAUAAUUUGUAGAAACGUGGUUUUUUUUUCAGCGUCAGAUGAUCAAAUCAAACCACCACAGAAUGUUUUAUUGAAGUUAAAGGUAGUCCUAAAAAUCAAUGUAAAAUUCAAAUUUGAUUUAUAUUUCCAGGAAAAAGAAACGAUUUCAUCAAUUUCGAAGAGACUUUGUGGAGAUGCAGACAAAAAAUGUGGUGCUAGAAAUAAGAAAAAAGAAAAAUUGGAGAAAGUCGACAAAGUUUGA